Recurvomyces mirabilis is the source of this 684-nucleotide messenger RNA. RefSeq lists its product as uncharacterized. The transcript has 2 exons. NCBI's taxonomy places the organism in Eukaryota, Fungi, Ascomycota, Dothideomycetes, Mycosphaerellales, Teratosphaeriaceae. Bases 1 to 684 code for a protein of 227 amino acids. The record is from RefSeq and is a predicted model, not a curated record.
AUGGCAUUUCGCCUUGAGAAAGCUGGCUACGAAGUGAUAGCUCUGGAUCUACCAUCGACAUGUGACCAGCCACACCCUGACAGCUGGAAGCAUGACAUCGACCAUAUAGCGCAGCAAAUUGAGAAGACUGCAGACGAAGGCAAAGACGUUUUAUUGGUCAUGCAUAGCAGAGGCGGAAUUGCUGGUGGCGACGCUUGCGAAGGUCUAAGCAAAGCGGACAGGGAGAAGACCGGCAAGAAAGGUGGCGUUGUGCGCUGCGUCUUCAUUGCCGCCUUCGCAGCCUCCGAAGGCCAAACACUCUUCCUAGCAAGUCGUGGUCCGGACCUCUGGCUCGACAUGAAGAGCCGUGGGAAGGGCAUUGCAUUUCCGGAGAACGUGGCGGAGAUCUUCUACAACGACUGCACUCCCGAGCAGAUCGAGGAAGCGAAAAAGCACAUCAAACCGAUCUCAACUUCUGUAUUCGUGAGUCCAGCGAAGUACGCCGCUUGCCACCACAUUCCGAGCACGUACCUGCUUUGCGAAAAGGACAAUGCGAUUCCCAUCUAUGCUCAAGAGGCUAUGAGUUCGCAGCCUGGGUCGAACUUUGAUCAUAUCGAGAGGUGCAGUGCAUCUCAUAGUCCAUUCUUGAGUAUGCCUGACUAUACGACGGAGGUCAUCAGGAGAGCGGCUGGAGAACAGAUCUGA